AAUCAAAUUUCGUCAACCAAAAUAAUGCAAUUAGGCUGGUCAGAUAACUUGGUGCCAUGAGCUAAAGCUCUUAAAGUCUGGGGGUAAGGAGAUCGCCAGUGUCAGUGAAACAGAACCAAAAAGGAAAGAACCAGAAAAGAGAGCGUGGAUAAGAACGUCGAGAAGCUGAAGACCGAGGUCUGGACCGAGCCGGAGAGAGACGCCACGACAAAGAGAUACAUCCAUUCUCCCAUCGUCCACCUGCGCAUCCAGUUCAGGGCCGCAGGCCAACCAGAAGAUGAGAUUGCUAAACAGAGACCUUAAUCUCCAGGAUGUGACGGUGAUGUAUCUGACCACGCUGGCCACUCUGGUGGUGAUCCUGGUGGCAUCCUUCCAGGCGGGCAGUGCUCCAGGUGCAACCCUGCCCUACCAUAUCCCUCUGGACCCCAACGGAAACCUGCAGCUGUCCUGGAACAUAAGCUACACACAGCAGGAGCUCUACCUGAAGUUGAGAGUGAGCCACCUGCAGUACGGCGUGGUGCUCGGGAUGUCCGACAGGGGGGAGAUCUUCAAUGCGGAUCUGGUCGUGCUCUGGAGCGACGGGAAGAGGUCCUACUUUGGGGAUGCCUGGAGUGACGGCAGUGGUCAUGUGACCCUGGACAGCCAGCAGGACUACCAGCUGUUAGAGGUGCAGGACACACAGGAUGGAUUUUACCUGCUGUUCAGGAGGCCCUUCAGUACAUGUGACCCCAGGGAUUACGUCAUAGAGGAGGGCACUGUGCAUCUCAUUUACGGCCUGCUGGAGGAGCCGCUCCCCGCCCUGCGGAAGCUCAACCUAUCCCUCAUCCACCCGGGGGUGCAGCGCGUUCUGCUGCUCCGCCCAGACAGCCCCUCCCCCCCGCUGCCCCCAGACGUCCGUACCCUGGAGAUCCUGGCUCCCGGCAUCACCAUUCCAGAGCAGGAGACCACAUACUGGUGCCAUAUCUACCAGCUCCCCGCCGAUAUGCCAAAGAACCACAUCGUCAUGUACGAGUCGGUGGUAACCCGCGGUAACGAGGCCAUCGUCCACCACAUGGAGGUCUUUGAGUGUGCUCCCCAGCUGGAGAACGUACCCGAGUACAGCGGCUCCUGUGACUCCAAGAUGAAACCAAGGAAACUCAACUACUGCCGACACGUGCUGGCGGCUUGGGCCAUGGGGGCUGAGGCAUUCUACUACCCUUCAGAUGCCGGCCUCUCUCUCGGGGGACCAGGAUCCUCCAGAUUCCUGCGUCUGGAGGUGCACUAUCACAAUCCCCUGCUUAUCACAGGUCGUCAGGACUGGUCUGGGAUCCGCCUGUACUACACCCCAACCCUGAGGAAGUAUGAUGCUGGCAUCAUGGAGCUGGGCCUGGUCUACACACCACUGAUGGCCAUUCCCCCUGGCAUGAGAGACUUCCAGCUGACAGGAUACUGCACUGCCAAGUGCACACAGACGGCUCUGCCGCCCAGAGGGAUAAAUAUCUUCGCCUCACAGCUGCACACGCACCUGGCAGGGUAUAGUGUGAGGACUGUGCUGGUGAGGGGGGGCCAGGAGGUGGAGAUGGUGCAAGAGGACAAACACUUCAGCACCCAUUACCAGGUAAAUACUAUACAUUCACUUUACUACACAAUACUAUACAAACACUUCAGCACCCAUUACCAGAUUAUCAGGACAUUAAAGAAGAUAGUAAAUGUGUUACCAGGUGACGUCCUUCUCACUCAAUGUAUGUAUAACACUGAAGAGAGAAAACGUGCUACAGUGGGGGGAUUUGGAAUUAUGGAGGAGAUGUGUGUGAAUUAUGUUCACUAUUAUCCGCGCACUCAACUGGAGCUGUGCAAGAGCCACGUGGACCCAGAGUACCUGCAAAAGUACUUCUCCUUCAUUAACAGGUUUCAGGGGAGGGAGACCUGUAGCUGUGGGCAGGCUGAUGUGACAGAGCAGUUCACCUCCCUGGCCUGGGACAAUUUCAGCAGCCAGGUUCUCAGCUCCCUCUACAACACGGCGCCCAUCACCAUGCACUGCAACCAGUCCACAGCAGAGCUCUUCCCCGGAGACUGGGAGAAACAAGAACUGCCUCAUGUCACCGGCAUCCUCCCAAAGACCAAGUAUCCUUGUGAAAGCUGUAGACGUGCUUCGGGCCAAUCAGAAUCUCCCACUGUUGUCCGGCCCCAUGGAGCCUGAGGAUGGGUAGGAUGGUGGCUCCUCCUAGGUAGAGAACUACUUGGACCUUUCCGAAAAUUAAAGAAACAUCAACACAGUUUUUUUGACUUCCUCAAGUUGCGCAAAAAAAAAAGUUGCCCUUGGAUAGAUUCUGCAAAUGUAUGGAAUUCUAUUAAAACACUGCAGCAAUAUUCUAUGAGAAAUCCCAUAGAUUAGCAUGUUUCAGGCACCAUCCACCGACUUUCUGCAACAGUUUAAUAAGGUCGAUGGAAGAGCCAGUAUUUACAUUGUUGAAAUGCUUCACUGUAGAAUGAACGUGAUUGCUUUGUAUCCAUUGGCAUUUUCUUUUGUUUUUUUGCUGUAUAAAAGGGGUUGAGUGGACCUGGUUAUUUGCAUGAAAUUAUGAAAUUACUCCCUGCAUCAAAUAAGAUGGAACCCUCCAUGAUGUAAACUGAAUAGCACCCCCCAAAGGUGCCCCCAGGUACCUACCCUCCCCUCAACAUCAAAGAAAUCUUUUCUUCUAGCUAUUUAGCCAAUAUAAUGGGAAACUGGGUCAACCCAUUUUCAUAAAUGACCCAAAGCAUCAUGGGAUGAAAAAUACAUAAUUUGGAAGAACCUA
Molecule: messenger RNA, 2777 nt
Organism: Paramormyrops kingsleyae
Lineage: Eukaryota; Metazoa; Chordata; Actinopteri; Osteoglossiformes; Mormyridae
Source: RefSeq, a predicted model, not a curated record